AUGGUGACUGAUCAGCAAGUCUUAAAGCACGAAAAGGCAGCCCCGGUUCUGUACUCGUUCCCGACGAGCGAUGAGCUGAGCCAGCGCCUGGCUGACUUUGUGAUCAAGGCUCAAGACGCUGCCAUUGGGCGUCGCGACAAGUUUUUCAUUGCGUUAUCGGGUGGCUCACUGCCAAAGAUGCUGGCAAAGUACCUCGUGAACCGUACAGACAACGCGGUGCGGUGGGACAAGUGGCACGUAUUCUUUGCGGAUGAGCGCUUGGUCCCGCUGAGCCACGCCGACUCCAACUUCAAGCUGGCAGAGGAUGAGCUCUUUUCAAAGGUGCCGCAGCUCCCGCGCGACCAAGUGUAUGCUAUUGACGACACGCUCUUGGACGAUGCAGACGAAGUGGCGGACGAGUACGAGAAGAAGUUGGUGCAGGCCUUUGUCGGUAAGGACACAGUGCGCAACCCCGUGUUCGACCUGAUUCUUUUGGGUAUGGGCCCGGACGGCCACACAUGCAGCUUGUUUCCGGACCAUGAGCUGCUGCACGAGCAGGACCGCUGGAUCGCGUCCAUUGAGGACUCGCCCAAGCCGCCGCCUCGUCGUAUCACGUUCACCUACUCGGUUCUGAACCACGCCCACCACUGUGCCUUUGUUUUGUCCGGCGAGAACAAGCAGGAUAUGCUUGCCAAGGUGCUGGACGAGCCGCACCUCGGCCUGCCCGCCAGCUUGGUUCGCCCGUUCGCCCCUGGCGAGGUCCUGUUCUUUGCAGACGAUGCGGCUACAAAGAAGACCCACUAUACGCGUACUGACUUUUCCGUGUAA
Messenger RNA from Malassezia pachydermatis, 807 nucleotides. RefSeq names its product 6-phosphogluconolactonase. The coding region runs from base 1 to 807 and encodes 268 amino acids. Gene Ontology annotation, molecular function: 6-phosphogluconolactonase activity. The transcript is spliced from 3 exons. Lineage: Eukaryota; Fungi; Basidiomycota; Malasseziomycetes; Malasseziales; Malasseziaceae. The record is from RefSeq and is a predicted model, not a curated record. Gene Ontology annotation, biological process: pentose-phosphate shunt; carbohydrate metabolic process.